CAACUCCAUAAGUUAGAUACUGUAUAUGCGACAUCUGCGUCCAAGCUUGAAGUUGCUCACCACAAGGCCGUCCUGUCCGGCUGCACAAAAAAAUUUUUUCCGCUGCACUAGACAGCUCGCUUCGCACAAUGGCAGAAGACCAGUCGGUUGGCGGGUCGAGUGAGCUUAUUUCUGCGCCAACACAGCUGUCUCUGCCGCUGCCGUACGCCCCAUCGAUCCGAAUUCAUCUCCACCUGACCGUCCAAAGGACGAACACGGUGCUGUUCCUCACCACGUCGGAAACGGAUGCUGCACCGACGAGCUGUCCGCUGGGAAGCUUUGUUUACGCCAUCCCAAAUCGGAACCCUUCGUCGCCGCCUCUCACGACUCCGCUUUACAGCCAGACCCGGACGCUAGAUUUGGCGACCAGGAUGGCGUCGACGAUCGCUCGCAAGACGGGGAAGCCCGCGUACGUGGGCAAUUCAAUGAGUUUUGCCGGUGCCGGCCGUGGAGGGGACGCCGACGAAGAGAUCGCUGGAUUCAAGAGGAUAGUUGACGUGGUGAUGGCUGAGAUAGAGAAGUCCGAUGCCGCGAAGAUGGUCAACGGGACUUGAAGGGGCGUCGGUUGCGUCGUGUUCGUGUUGCAAAUGAAAACCGGGCUUCCUUGGAUUCCUGGCAGAUUCAAAGCUGGGAAGACAAAAUCAAAUGCCUUUCCCGGGUGCAGACUUGGGGAGCUGAUGCAACGGCUAAUUUUGGUGGUCUGUUGCGAAAGAACAACGUCCAGUCGUCCUCACUGGACGUACUCUGCAUAUGGGAAUGGAGAGAAAACGGAGUCCAGCGCACAAGGCAGAGGCAGAAAGUGAGCCGGGAAGGAACCGCAGCUAUGCCGUCAGAGUCAACAGCGCAUGUAUGUACGCUCUGCCUUGAAUGCUUCCAAGAGACGUUGAUACGGAAAAACGUGUAAAUUAUUUUUGUCCGUGAUGGCUCUGCUAAGAUCCAAACCUAUGUACAAGGCGUUGCCUAACUCCAGAUAAUGACCAAAACACGAAUUAGAGACUGUUUCCA
This is a messenger RNA of Verruconis gallopava, 1044 nucleotides long. RefSeq lists its product as uncharacterized. NCBI's taxonomy places the organism in Eukaryota, Fungi, Ascomycota, Dothideomycetes, Venturiales, Sympoventuriaceae. Gene Ontology annotation, biological process: proteasome assembly. The record is from RefSeq and is a predicted model, not a curated record. Bases 129 to 593 code for a protein of 154 amino acids. The transcript has 2 exons.